AUGCAAAGCUGUAGCUCACACUGCUAUGCUACUGUGUCAACAUAGCAGUACAAAUUACGUACUGAACUGAACAUAUACAGAAGAAAGAAAAAAAGUAAAGCAGAGAAAACAAGAUAAUGGACUCAAUCAUGAGAAGGUAUCAAGAAGAAGAAGAAGAAGAAGCAUGCCUCAAUGCGAUGCUAUUCUCCAGCUCUCAUGUCUUCCCUAUGGUCUUCAGUGCAGCCAUUGAGCUUGACCUCUUUGGUAUCAUUGCCAAAUCAGGCCCUGGAGGAGCUCAUGUUUCAGCCUCCGAAAUUGCUUCUCAUCUUCCUACAAAAAAUCCUGAUGCUCCUUCCAUGAUCGACCGGAUGCUGCGUCUCUUCGCUAGCCACUCUCUCCUGUCUUCCUCUUUAAGAACCCUCCAUGAUGGUCGAGUUGAAAGACUUUAUGGGCUAACACCUGCCUGCAAAUUCUUCCUUGGCAGCAAAGAAGAACAAGGCUCUCUGGCUCCCUUAUCCGCCCUUUCUACUCACCCAGCUACUGUUCAGGUUUGGUUACACAUGAAGGAAGCAAUUCUUGAAGGUGGGAAUAUGUUCAAGAAGGUGCAUGGAAUAUCUAUAUUUGAAUACAUGAAAAAGGAUUCAGAAUUCAACAGGAUUUUCAAUGAGGCAAUGGCUGGUCUCUCUACUGUUAUCAUGAAUGCAAUUUUAGAGACAUAUAAAGGAUUUGAGGGAAUUACAUCACUGGUUGAUGUUGGUGGUGGCACUGGUAAAGUCCUUCAUAUGAUCAUCUCCAAGUACCCUUCCAUCAAAGGCAUCAACUUUGAUCUGCCUCAUGUUAUAGAAAGUGCACCUCCUAUCCUUGGUAUUCAGCAUGUUGGAGGAGAUAUGCUAACAGCUAUUCCAACCGGAGAAGCAAUCAUGAUUAAGGACACAUGCCACAACUGGAGUGAUGAAAUAGUUAUACAAGUGCUGAAGAACAUUUACAAAAUGUUACCAGGAAAUGGGAAACUUAUAAUAAUGAACGCAGUGCCGCAGAGAGAAGCAAGUCAUCUCGAUGUUUCCGGGCUUGACAAUACCAUGCCGAUGCGACUGCAGGGAAAGAAAGGACUGCCAAGGAAUUUGAGUUCCCGACACAGCAAAUUUGGAUUCUCUAACUUUCGUGUUGCCUGUGUUGCUCGUGGUAUCUGGGCUGUCAUGGAAUCCUUCAAGUAAAUCAUUUUUUACUUAUUGGUUUAUUGUCGGUAGAGAUAAUGAAAUAAAAUGUAAUUAAAUUUUGUUACAAAGUGUAACAAAAUAAGUCUUUGAUUGCUAUCUUUGGUUGGGGAAGGAAAAUUCUAUGCAUAUCAGAACAUUUACAGAUUUGAACUAAAUUCGAACUGUUUGGAUCAUUUUACGCUUGUAGUUGGAGCUAAUAGAAUUCAUGAUGCAAUUCUACA
Ricinus communis (castor bean) is the source of this 1417-nucleotide messenger RNA. RefSeq names its product caffeic acid 3-O-methyltransferase. Lineage: Eukaryota; Viridiplantae; Streptophyta; Magnoliopsida; Malpighiales; Euphorbiaceae. The record is from RefSeq and is a predicted model, not a curated record. Gene Ontology annotation, molecular function: S-adenosylmethionine-dependent methyltransferase activity; O-methyltransferase activity; protein dimerization activity. Gene Ontology annotation, biological process: methylation.